GAACAGUUCCAUUUAGAACGAUUUGAAAGUGACCUUCAGGCUAUCUACUUGUAGAUGUUAGAAAUACCCGGGUCGGCCAAUUGUCUUUAAAGAAGUAGUGUAAUUAUAGUAAUUUUACGUGUCCCCUAUUUUUGCAAAGUCGCUUUGCACAAAGGUGGGGAUAUGGCACAAAAUCUUCCCAGAUCUGGGGAAAUUCUCUAAGAUUUCUCGUUUUCCCCGAUAUUUCCCCACAAUCUUAUGACACAUUGGGCAAAUUCAUCUAUUGUGAGAUACUGUUGAUUUUAUUACUGUCAUCAUUAGCAUUAUUAUUGCUAUUUAAACAUAAAUAUCAAUAUGAAAGGCGCCACGCGAAUCAUCCGAUAUGUGAGGGCUAGAAUACUACCCGGGCGCCCGAACCGAAACAGGUAGUAUUCUUAGGGAGCCACACCCUGAGCCUUUGACCUACGGGAGAUGCAGUCCCAUGGUAGCCAGUGACCAAUAAUUGGUUCAUACGCCGCUUGUUCCCUCAGGAUCUUGGAGUCCAAAUGGAUCAUUGGUUUGGAACCAGGGUUUCUCAACUCCCCUAGGUGGACCCUUCAUAUCCACCGACCCGAAUAAAGCUCCGAACAUUUGCUUUUCGUCCUCUCAAUUUCGUAAACAACACCCACACUGAGAGAGGUUAGUGGGUGGGGCUUUUCUGGCAGUAGCUGUAUACGCGUUGCCAUGUAAGAGCAUUUCGAGGAGAGGUGAUUUCCCCCAUCCUCGACCGUACCAGGGCAUUUGGACUGCAAGGUAAAAUAUCUUGCCUGUGGUUAAACGUAAACAUUAAGUCGGUAGAUAUUGCCUUAUUUUUAGUUAGUUUCUUACGCUAGGAUUCAGAACAAAUGUCCUCCUUUUUGGUGCUCAACAUUUGGACGUACCAGGACUCCGAUACUGUUCGUGUUUACACUGGACCCCGUUGCAUAUCACUUCAAGCAUCAGCAGUUCAUUAAGUAUGCAACUGAGUUCUGAUAACUUCUAAAUUGUCCCACAAGCAUUAGGUUGUUAAUAUUCAGGAUUACACCUGACUGAUAUAUAUGAACCCUGACCAGGUAGUUGUUGUUACAUCAACUUUGGGAUUCAAUUACUGUCCAGUCUCAAGUAGAAGGUAGCACGUUUUGGAUUAUAAUGCUAGCUAAUAUCCAAAAAAUAUACGGAAAGGUUUAACAUUUAGUAAUAUCGAGGGGUUCUUUUAAUAUCUACAUAUGUCAGCAGAAAUUAAUCAAACGUAGUCCUUAACAUCAAAACGGGAAAGUACACACUUUCUAAUAAGCUAUUCCUACUUUUGUCAUAUUUUUUCAUUUUAAUAUAGUGGAUUGAAGGUGUUUGGUAAUAAUUUGCAGAAUGGGAAAUGCCGUUUAAUAGGUUAUAAAUUAAUCUUAAGUAAAGUUGGACUUUGAGAACAUAUUGUUAGACUUUGACAAAAUUUCACCACACAGACUUUUGCGGAGAUAUAAAUUCUUCAAGACAGGUAAUAAAUUCGACCAACGCUACAUUACCGCCUUCGUCCUCUCUAAACUUUACAGUAAUUUCAUAAAAGAUAUAUGGGUUUUGUCAAUGCGCUAUCUAUAACACGGUCUUACUAUAUAUUUUUUUAAUUAAUUUUGCCGGAUAGUGUAAGUGUUCGUGUGGUAAAGAUAUUUACAAUAAGAUUUGGGUACUGAUUUUCCUAUGUGCAGUUUAGCUUUAUGUUGUAGUGAUAAAUCAUGAUGAAAUAUUCGAGCCUUUUUUAUUUGGGUUGGAGGCUAUCGAGUUUUAGAAGCAAACGAUCUGAUUUUAUUUAAGUCUGAGGGCGUAUAAUUUCAGCCAACUUUGAGAGUAGGUAACAAACAACAUCAAAGUCAUCCUGUUGUCAUCUAAUUUUGUCAGCGUGAAUCAAUCACCUGUUUAAUAAUAUUGCUAGCCAUACGGACAAUAAGUGGUUUACCUGUACGUUCUUACUAUUUUCAGUUCACCUAAAUAAAUAUUUUAGGCUCAAUAUUUUAGUUUAGUUUGGAUGCAAUAUUGGUUAUUAAGUAGUUUGCGUUUAUUAAUUUGCCAAUAUUCCAUCGUAUGAGUAUAAAAGUAUUGAAUCAUCGUUCUUUUUUUACCCUUUUGGAACCAAUAAAACAAAAGAUAAGUGAACACGGGUUUUCCUCGUAUAUAAUGUGGCAAGAAAUAUCAAAAAAUUUGUGUAAAAAUGUGUCGGAUACUUUUUUAUUGGAAUACAUGCAUAAAUUAUGCGGUGGCAACCCUCACUGUUCUGGCAGCAAAGGAAAUUACGAGAUAGCAAACUUCAUAGAAAGGAGCUGGAAAGAAUGGGGUUGGCCUAUUGUCGACAGACAAGAAUUUUAUGUUACUCUUCCUUUGGGCCCUCCUGAGAAUGGUCCAUGGAAUGAGGUUCUUCUAACCAACUCGGAUGGCACCGAAGUCAUACACAGAGCUCAAAAUAGCGUUACUGUUCCAUCGAAACCUGAAAUAUGCUCUCAAAAUGUAACUGUUGACAACUCCUGCAGUAACCAAUUACCUGUUUAUCAGGCUUAUUCAUGCUCUGGUGAGUCGUUUGGAUAUUUUGUAUUUGUGAACUAUGCAAGACGUAAGGAUUUGUUGUUGUUUGAUAAAUUGCAAGGCCGAAAGAAGGGUGAACCUAGUCAUAUAUGCAACAAGAAUGUCAUUGUAAUUGCCAGACUGGGCAACGGAACUCGACAAUCCAAGUUAAAAAAUUUAAUGGAACAUUGCACUUGUGGUCAAAACAAUACUUCACUUCCUGACCACCAUCCUGGCGCUCUUAUUCUGUAUCCUGAUCCACAAGAUUUUGCUGUAAAUGAUCUAGUUUAUCCUAGUGGGAAAGGGUUACCAGGGGAUGCUCCUGUAUUUGGUCAUAUGAAUAUGAAAUAUGCUGGCGGUGGUGAUCCGACCUGCGCUGGAUUUCCAUCACUUCCCCAUAUUUAUCGAACUGAUACACUUGUACAAGGUGAUGCCCUUACACAGAUUCCUGUUCAACCUAUUGGCUAUGAUGAUGCCAAAAUAUUUCUAUCGAGCUUAGAGGGACCAACUAUCCCUAAUGAUUGGGAUACUCGUUUGGCGACUCAUUUGGGACCAUCAACUAAAACCUGUUUGAAAGUUGUAGUACAUAAUCAAGUUUCUAAAAACCCAGUAAAGUUAUGUAAUGUAGUGGGUAUAAUGCCGGGUGAAAUGACACCUACUUCAACUGAAUCUGAUCAAUAUGUAAUUAUGGGUAAUCAUCAUGAUGCGUGGGUACAAGGCGCUUGUGAUCCAGGAUCAGGUAUGGUGAUUUUACAAGAAAUUGCUCGAAUUCUUGGCGAGGCUUAUCGUGACGGUUUCAAACCUCGUCGUACGAUAAUUCUUGGUUCUUGGGAUGGAGAGGAAUUUUCUGUCUUGGGUUCAACACAUUUUGUACAUAAAUCUGAAUAUGAACUAUUAUCUAGAUGUGUUGUUUACAUCAAUUCAGAUUGUCCAGUUAAAGGUCAUAAAACGUUUUCAGCUCGAACCGAUAGUUUAUUAAUUGAUAGUCUUAUAAAUGCUGCAAAAUUAGUUCCAGUUGAUCCACCAAUAAAUAUGCAAUCAUUCUAUGACGAAUGGUUAAAUAAUAAGAUUAGUGAUCGUAAUGAACCUGUAAUCACAUCUCUUGGUGGUGGGUCGGAUCAUAUACCUUUUGCCUAUCGUUUAGGGAUUCCAUCAACAUAUCCAGAGUUUCUACCAGACGAUGGCUUAUACAAUACACCAGUUUACCACACUGCUUAUGAUAUUAUUGAUUUUGUAGAAAGAUUUACUGAUCCUGCUUCACCAUUUACAGGUCACUUCCCUCGACAUAGAUUAAUUGCGCGUUUAAUAUUAACGCUUAUUAUACAGUUUGCAUGUGCUCCACGUCUGCCACUUUCGAUAUUGAGAUGUUCACAACGUUUAUUGGAUGAUUGGUUGAAAUUUAUGGAGUUAGUAACGCAUCAAAUACCUAAUAUUUCAGAAUAUGAUGUGAAUCUAGAUUGGGUUUUGGAAGAAAUCCAGAAGUUUAAGAAGUCAUCUCAAGAUUUUGAAGAUUUUGCAAAUACUAUGGAAAGAAAUUGCACUAUUUUUCCCUCCUAUCUCAAUCGUAUACUUGUUGGUGUUUCUAAACAUUUUGUUGCUGCUGGUCAAUGUGAAAAAUCAUCUUUGAAAAAUGUCAUCCAAGGAACUACUGGUUAUAAAUCAGUUUAUUUUCCUCAUGUAAAAUCAUCAUUUAAAAAUCUUAAAAUCUUAUAUGAUAAAUGUAAGACAAAAACUUCAAAUUCAACAGAACUGCACGAUUUCAAACUGGAGCUUUCAAAUGUUUUGAAUUGUUUACAACAAUUAACUAAUUGGCUUCGAAAUAGUUGGAUUGGUUUGACUAAUUCUUCAGUAGUAUUAUAAUAGUUACUUUUCAUAUUCAUUUUUAUAUGGACUUUAGUAAAAGCUAACAUACUUUUCAUGUCAUUUUAUUAGACUUUUAACUAAUAGUGUUUUUUACCUUCAAAAUAUAUUUUGUAGAUGCAAGUG
Schistosoma curassoni is the source of this 4530-nucleotide messenger RNA. The record is from the annotation of a GenBank genome assembly. Lineage: Eukaryota; Metazoa; Platyhelminthes; Trematoda; Strigeidida; Schistosomatidae.